UUUGUAACGGAAAUGCAUUCGAUUUGUCCUUCACAUCUUUUACUUUCGACGAUGGUUUAGUAAAUAUCGCGGAUGUACCAGUUAUUAUAUAUAAAGAUUUCAUCUUUUACGAUACAUAUACUGAUAGAUGUACUAGUCGGAGAUUUAACACAAAUGGCAAGAUGUUAACACGUCGGCAUGGAAGACGGAAUAGUCUGUUAAUUGAAACGAGAGCCAAGGAAAUACAGAUUGCUGUUCAUAAUCCUGAAGAGGAGCCAGACAUGUAUACAGACGGUAUCACUGUUGGACAAGACACUGAAACAUUUAUAGAAGUGCACAGGAGAGAGUAUAUAGCUUUACCAAGUCCAUUCAUAUCUAAUGGGAAUCAGAAGUGUAGAGAAAACUCAGAUUACAGCUUUUUUGAUUGUAAACGUAAAUGUUGGAACGCAUUAUUGGUGAAACAGUGUGGUUGCACUAUGAACCGUUCAGGGAACGGAACAUAUUGCUUCGAUAUAAUAGAUGACGAAGUUUGUGCCUAUCUUCUAUGGACUGAUUUACGAAACAAAGAGCCGUCAUCAAUAUGUGCAUGUCCUCCGGAAUGCAAGGUCAUUACGUAUGACGUGGUAGUAUCAUCCACAGCGAAGAAAUACGAAGACUAUGUUCCCAAUAUGAUGAUUCGGGUAUUUCUGAAAGAUUUUUCAACAACAGUUACCGAACAGGUUCCUAAAUACGACGGUGUUACGUCAUUAUUAGCGAAUCUUGGGGGACAGAUGGGAUUAUUUCUUGGUGCAAGUAUCCUUACCAUAACAGAGCUGUUGGAAUUCAUUAUAUUCAUUAUGUUGUCGCUUAUUCAACGUCGACCAAAAAGAAAUGUUGUUCAAAAUGUAGCUUAAAGAUAUACCUUUGGAUCAAGCCAAUAAGGAUUUGCUGUUAUUUAUUGACUUUAAGGGUGUAGUUAGGUGAAAUUAAAACAAACUAAAAUUUAAAAUUGAUACUUUAAGUCAGAGAUGCAAUAGUUAAGGAACAAAAUAAACCAAAAAUAUUGAUAAGUUAUGGAACUCCUUUUUGCGAUAUUUGAUUUUUUUUUAAAUGACGGGAAAAGACUGACUCGGACUUUUACCUUAUAUUUAGCUUUGGCAUUAAUUGGGUCUCAAAUCGUAAGAAAAAAAAUCUUGAAUCUGCUUAAAUUUUGGUUUUGACCUUUUUAUGAGCUGUUGAUGUCUUCUAUGAAAAGAAAACAGGGCGAUAUGGGGCAAAACAUUUUACCCUGCAUCGUAGGGAAAAAACCCAAAGGAGACCGAACAUCUGACAAAAAUUCCUAAACCUGACCUGACUACAUCCUUAAUUCUUAAUUAUGCUUUAUUUGUUGGCAAUAUUGACAAUGCAAAUUAUACUCACAUAGGUAAAAAUAUGAAAAACAUUGCUGGAUUUCCCUCAAAGAAAGAAAUCAAAAAGCAAUAAGAACUUAAAUUGUUUUAAAUCACGAAAUCAAUUUUACCGCAUCAGUUGAACAUUUUGACAAAUAAUUACUCUACAGUGAUGGAAGAGGCCAACAUAUUUGAAAAUCCAAAAACUAAUGCAAACGAUAAGGAGCUGAUAUAACCGAAACAGAUUAAAAAUAUAGUCAAAGGAAAAUGAAUCCGAGCUAUGCAUGUGGAGAUACAAUAUUCAAUUUUAAACGAUUCCCUAAGUUUUAAACUUUAUAAAAACAAUAUUCGUGUUUUCACGCAAGCACCAGAUUACUGAGUCACUGGUGUAGUGAUUCCCUAUGAGACUUACAGUCCAACAACAGACGUAUCAACCCUGUAGUAAUAUUAACAUCAAACGGUGCAUGUACCACUUUUACUGCACCAGAUGAGCAUUUCAACAAAAAAAUGCCGCUUCAGUGAUGCUCGAAGCAAUAUUUGGACAAAAAAAUAAAACUAAUAAAUUACCAAAAUAAGCAAUAAUUAAAUCCUUUUUAAGAUACUGAUAAUUAUUUAAAUCAACCUGUAGUCGAAGAAAGAACGGUCAACAGAUUGAAAUCGUUUGUCAAGAUUAAAGAGACAAAACACAGAUAAUAUUGUUCUUUCCAGCCUCUGUAUAUGUGGACAAGUUGAGAGCAGCAAACACUAUCUGCUAGAAUGUCAUAAUUAUAGACUCAUUAUGACACAAACCAUUUCCACACUACCAAGAUAUGUUAAUAUACAAACAUUAUUAUCAGGUAGUGAACUGAUCAGUGAUGAAAAAACGAAAGUAUUUUUAAAGUUGUACAAAGUUUUAUUUUGGAAACAGGAAGAUUUGGUUCAUAAACUUUUAUUUCUAUGUCGAAUUAGAUGUUGAAACUUUAUAAUUUACUUUAUUUUUUUGAAACAUUUACAUAUUUUCACAGCUACAUGUGAGACCACAAUUAGAAAUGAGUUGAUCACAUUUUUCGAUCAAACUGACUUCUGAGUAAUGGGCAAACCACAGAAUAAACAUGUAAUGUAAAUUGAAAAUUGUAUUAUAGCGGGUUUCUUUACACUAUGUUAUUAAUGUUGUCAUUCUGUUAAGGGAGACGGAUUUAUAUAAACUCUUUUUGAUUCUAUUGUAAAAUUGUAAUUUGUGCACUUUUGAAAAAUAAAAAUAUUGAUUAAA
Molecule: messenger RNA, 2595 nt
Organism: Mytilus californianus (California mussel)
Lineage: Eukaryota; Metazoa; Mollusca; Bivalvia; Mytilida; Mytilidae
Product: acid-sensing ion channel 4-like
Exons: 7
Coding region: 162-872 (236 amino acids)
Biological process (GO): sodium ion transport
Cellular component (GO): membrane
Molecular function (GO): sodium channel activity
Source: RefSeq, a predicted model, not a curated record